AUGCGCUACGGGCUCAAACUCCUGAGUCCAGACUGCAGCCGUGCCCGUUCCGACUUCUUCCGGCCUUUAUCACACAGGCUCUCCAACGCCCAGAACAAUGCAAGCAGAAAGACGACUAACGGUGAGAUUCAGCUUAUUGUCGGAUCUCCCCUGGAUUCUGGCCGUUCCAGUUCCGGUUUCAUCGACGCGUUAUCUGCACCCCUGCUUACAUCGGACGCUUUCCGUUGA
Molecule: messenger RNA, 228 nt
Organism: Clonostachys byssicola
Lineage: Eukaryota; Fungi; Ascomycota; Sordariomycetes; Hypocreales; Bionectriaceae
Source: the annotation of a GenBank genome assembly